This is a messenger RNA of Cercopithifilaria johnstoni, 834 nucleotides long. The record is from the annotation of a GenBank genome assembly. NCBI's taxonomy places the organism in Eukaryota, Metazoa, Nematoda, Chromadorea, Rhabditida, Onchocercidae.
AUGAUUAUGGAGACGCAUUAUUUGUUUCAAAACUGCAAAACUUCAAACGAUAAGAAUCGCGGUGGCGGAUUACCCUUUUGGAGGGUUUUCAUGGAUUACAGAAUGGAUAAGCCAAUAACAGCUGAUAGCAUCAACAACGGGUCGCAGUAUGCAACUUCUAUUAAUAAUCUCAAAGAUAUUGAACAAAUAUCUGAAUGCACAUCUGAAGCAUCACAUGAAAAUAAUAUUCAGACAGGAAAUGGCGCGACGAAAAAACGACAGACUAUCGGUAGCUUUAAUUUGGGUGCUGUAUUCGCUGAAGCUGAAGCAUCAGACAAUCUGUUAGAGCGAAAGCAAUUUAAUUUAAAAUUAGUGAAGGAAUUUCGGAUCGAAGAUGGUACUACGGGUUUUGGUUAUGAUAUGAUCUUCAAUGAUGGCAUCGAUGAACGGUUAAAGUCGGUUAUCAUCGAUGAACCAUAUUUGCGAAAUAAAUCACAGAUUAUAAACCUAGUUGCAUUCUGCGAAUUGUUGGUGUCAGGAGCACCGAACCUUCGUGAAAUUGUGCUUUGCACACAGGCGGAACAAACUGCUUCACGGGAGCUGUGGCUGCAAUUGAGACAGCUGAGGAUUGAUCUUAUGUUACGAGAUAUAGUUUUGAAAAUGAAAUAUAGCGGUACCAUGCAUGAUCGGGAAAUUAGAUUUGAUAAUGGUUGGACCUAUCGGAUUGGUCGAGGUUUAGAUUAUUUUCAGAAGCAACAGCCAUUAACUCUAGGAAUAACCGAUUUCAAUUUAAGGAAAUGUCAGGAGACAAGUAUAUGUAUCUUAAGAGAAAUGCGACGCAAGGAUAAUAUGUAA